AUGUCACCGGAAGAGUUCAACUCCCAGGGCACUUCCAUCAGCAAUGCUCUUAUCGAGGCUGGUAUGGGAAAGGACACCAUAGACAAGUUGCACAACAAGAGGACCAUUGUGAUCGAAGAGAACAAGCGCUUCAAUUGCGGCAGAGUCACGGCUUUCGCAGUACAUAUCGGAACGGCCAGUGGCCGUGUCUGGGCAUGUGUCGAGAACGGUGACCUCAUCGACGAGGAUGGACGCGGCUUAGGUCAAGCAAAACGAAUCUUCAACAGUCCUGAGACACCGGUUCAGUUCCUGCCUUCAAACAACUGGCCUACUUCCAUCCGUAACGAUGUUCAAGGAUUGUUACGACAUGAGCUCUUUGCCCUUGUGCGGCUGGAUGUGUACCGAUGGGCUGAGGUUCGCAAAGCCAAGAGCGCUACUUUGGCCAUCGUACCAGAUCUCAAGGCCCUGGUCAAGGCUAUGAAGCUCUACAGCUCCCACAAUAAGUUGAAGGUCGAAGACCCUAAGGGGCCAGACAUAAAACGAAAAUCGAAUCCCAGUGGCAUACAGCCGCGUGGAUCUUUACAAAGUGUCGAGAAGGAGGACAAAUCGGACUCCUAUAUGAACGACCGACAUCUGAAAGAUCGAUCAGGUUCAGUCUCAACGGAUUCUGAAAGCGAAGGAGACGUCAACGACUACUUCAUGGACUACGAACGUGCGGAAGAGGUAGAAUAUGCCUCAAGUGGUGUAUUACUCGAUGCUCUGGGCCAGAAGCUGAUGAGCGCACUGCCUCACUUCUCCGUCUACCGCUUGGCACAGCGGCAGACCGAGAAUUACCUGCCCGUUCGACUCCACAUUGGAGAAUGUUACGAUGCAAAGUCCCGCGUUCUGUGUAGGCUCUGGGUCUACCUGUUCCCAACACAACAACGAAAGCACGCCCCUCACCUCGACUACAUUGUGGGUCGCCCAGUCAGAGACCAAGAUAUCCAGCUCAUGGCCAACACCAGAAAGGAGGAAAUCAAGGGCAUGAACCAUCAAGCGCUCUGCACUGAGCUGUCGAAUGGCACGGCGAAGUUGUUGCCUCUUUAUCGUCUCUUCGGCGACCCUACAUCAGAGGCAGAGUUACAGGCGCUCAUCAAGUAUGCCUUCGUGCUUGCUGCUGAGCUUCAUCCAGCCAAGCUGCCUGAUCAUCUUAUCCCACUGAAUAGCACAUUCAUUGCAAAUCUCAGGAAGGUGUGCCAGAUUCUUCAGUUUAGAUCUGUGGAUCUCAAGGCCCGGAACACAAAUCUGCCUUUGCGUCGCGUGGAUAUUAUUCCAAACCGGGGCUCCGGGAUAAGCUCUCAAUCCGCCAGGGAUGCUAAGAUGACUGGUUUGCACAACCUCGACAAAAUGCCAGAGGAUCUCCUCAAGAAUCUGGAAGGAUCCUCACCGGUCCGUGCCGCUAGAUCAGAGCGGAGAAGUGGGGAUAGACUUCCUGAAGACGGAGCUUACAUCGCGGAGGAAAACUCCCCUCGAAGAAAGGUUGAAAGGGUGCAUCAAGGUGUAAACCGCGCAUUUUCUCCGAAUAGUUCGGCUGAAAUGAUGGAUGCCGACGACUUGAUCAAGAGCAAUGCAGAUCGCGACUCACCUGAACCUCGUAAACGCAGCAAGGACGGUGGUGAUGAUCCUGCUGGAGUCCGUAUACGGAAGCCUGCCUCUGCCGCUUCCCAGUCAGGCGCCACGACGACCUCAGCUGCGAAGGCAGGCUCGGGGCUUUCAGUGUCUCGUUCAAUCCUUAUUUCUCUAGUACGUAGGCCUAAGGCUCCAAAGCCUAAGCCAGCGUCCGAGGUGCGCCCGAAGCAUCGCAAAGAGCACAUUCUACGCAAUCUUGAAAUUCUUUCGAAGAAUAGGAAAGUGCUCAGAGGUCGCAUCAUCAAAACCCGCUCUGCAUACAAUAGGAACGCGAAUCGUCUGAGGCGGGCCACGCACAGGGAGGAGAAGCUGUUGUCUCGUUCUGACCGACUGAUAGACCGAAUUCUGCACGUUUCUGAUCGGCAAGAAAAGUACAUUGAGAAGCUCUCCGCUUUGAUAUCAACUCAAGACGAUCCUGCCGAGGACGAGGCUGACGGGGCUGAGCAGUAA
Molecule: messenger RNA, 2097 nt
Organism: Parastagonospora nodorum SN15
Lineage: Eukaryota; Fungi; Ascomycota; Dothideomycetes; Pleosporales; Phaeosphaeriaceae
Exons: 1
Coding region: 1-2097 (698 amino acids)
Source: RefSeq, a predicted model, not a curated record